GUAUAAACAAUAUAAUUCUCAGUUCACAUUUCUUUCACCCUAAUCACCAGAUGAAAACUGUCAUACAUACUGUUCUGCUCUCAAUGCCUCUAAGCAGGCUGGCAAAUUGUUGUGUUGCUCUCUUCAUUUUCAUCCAUCUUUUCCUUCCCUUUACCGUUCAUCCCCUUUCCUUUCGUCUUGGUCAAUCCGACCUUAUUAGUACAAACAAAAUGAUCUACGAAGGUGAUGCCAAGCUUUCUCCAACCGGAGUGAUCGAACUCAACACAGUCCGUGCACGUUUUCUCGUUGGCAGAGCUACGUAUGCUGAGGCUUUGUACUUAUGGGGCUCUACGAAGGAGACACUGGCAGAUUUCACCACCAACUUCACUUUCAUUGUCGACACUCUUAAUAGGAGUACCAGGAUUGGCGAUGGAUUUGCAUUUUUUCUUGCUCCUGUUCACUUUCCAAUUCCACCUAAUUCAGCGGGUGCUCAUCUUGGAUUAUUCAAUAGAACCACUCGCUUUGCAGCCUCCCAAAAUCAAAUUGUUCUGGUUGAGUUUGACACCAGGUCAGAUUCCUGGGUGGAUCCACCAGGGCUACACGUUGGGAUCAACAACAACACCCUCUCCUCUGUUGUUCAUACCAGUUGGGAUCCUAUCGGCAACAGUGGGAAGCCGGCUCAUGCUCGGAUAGCUUACAAUGCUACCACCAAGAACCUCAGUGUGUUUUGGACAUAUGAGGAAAACCCUGAUUAUACUAAUCUCAGCAGUUCUUCUCUUUCUUGCUUUAUCGAUCUGCGAAAGGUUCUUCCUGAGUGGGUUACAAUUGGAUUUUCAGCUUCUACCGGAUUUGGCAUUGAACGCCAUGCUAUAACUUCAUGGGAGUUCAGUUCAACUUUGGACUCUGAUGAGAUCAUAGGUAGCAAAACCAAGGAAACAAAAAAGAACAAGACAUUCUUGAUACCAGCGGUUGCAAUUUCGAGUUUCAUUCUGUUGCUUUGUGUGGCCCUAUGUAGUUGGUUGGUGGUAAAGAAGCGGAGUAAUGGGCAUGGAAAUUACUCCAGUGAUGUAGCCAGCCCUACAAUUGAUACGGAUAUUGAGAUACUAGCCUUGCCAAGGAGAUUUUCUUACAAAGAGUUAGUUGCAGCCACCAAUGGCUUUGCGAAAAAUAGAAGGCUAGGCCAUGGAGGUUCAGGACAAGUUUAUAAAGGAAUCAUACAAGAUCUAGGCUACACAGUUGCUGUGAAGAGAAUCCUUGCAGAAUCUGAGCACUAUGAGAAAAUCUUCAUCAACGAAGUUAAAAUAAUAAGACGCUUGAUACACAGGAACCUAGUGCAAUUCAUUGGAUGGUGCCAUGAGCAAGGCGAAUGCUUACUUGUUUAUGCAUACAUGCCUAACAGCAGCCUUGACACCCAUCUAUUUGGCUCUAGAACAACCCUGCAAUGGGAUUUCAGGUACAAGAUAGCUUUAGGCUUGGCUUCAGCCCUUCAUUACCUACAUGAAGAUGCAGAGCAGUGCGUCCUUCAUAGGGAUAUCAAAUCAGCUAAUAUACUGUUGGACAACGAUUUCAAGACUAAGCUUGGUGAUUUUGGGAUUGCUAAGCUCGUGGAUCCACGGUUCAUCACUCAAACAACAGGAGUGGUAGGGACUUUUGGUUACAUGGCCCCGGAAUAUGCAAACGGAGGGAGGGCUAGUAAAGAGUCAGACAUGUAUAGUUUUGGAGUUGUGGCCUUGGAACUUGCAUGUGGAAGGAGGACUUAUCAGGAUGAAGAAUUUCACGUACCGCUUUUUCGGUGGGUUUGGCAGCUGUACCUUGCCGGAAAUCUGCUCUCUGCAGCUGAUGAGAGAUUGGAUAUGAAUUAUGUUCCAAACGAAAUGGAAUGCUUGUUAAUUGUGGGAUUAUGGUGUACUCGUCCCAACAACAAGGAAAGACCAAAAGCAGGGCAAGUGAUGAAGGUUCUUCAGCUUGAAGCACCUUUGCCUGAACUUCCACAUGACAUGCAUGAUUAUCCACAGCCUCAACCUCAACCUCAACAACAAACUGGUUCCUCUCAGCUAUCAUUAACUUCUAGCUUCGAAACGGUGGGUCGUUAAAGUAGUACAACAACAGCCACCAAACAACUUCAAGGGCAAAUAGAUGAAGUUAAAUUUAGAGAUAUUCAUUUCAGUGUUAAUUCUUCUUAUUAAGUGUAAGUGGGUUGGGGGGAACGUUUAUUUGAAUGUAAAGGUGUGUGUGCCAAAUGACAUGCAUGAUACCAAGAUACAUGGUGAACAGCUUGUUUUAGAUCCAACCUUUUUCCGGCGUCAACUUUCGGUGAGCAACUUUGGCUUGGUCUUGUUCAAAUGUUAAUGAAAUCUUUAAUGAUUUUGGUGAUAAUGAUAUGGU
Molecule: messenger RNA, 2364 nt
Organism: Prunus avium (sweet cherry)
Lineage: Eukaryota; Viridiplantae; Streptophyta; Magnoliopsida; Rosales; Rosaceae
Source: RefSeq, a predicted model, not a curated record